This is a messenger RNA of Gavialis gangeticus (Gharial), 1077 nucleotides long. RefSeq lists its product as uncharacterized. The transcript has 5 exons. The coding region runs from base 82 to 777 and encodes 231 amino acids. The record is from RefSeq and is a predicted model, not a curated record. Lineage: Eukaryota; Metazoa; Chordata; Crocodylia; Gavialidae.
GCUGGUGCGAGACGCGUGGCGCGUGCUGGUGGAGAGUGGGGGCCGUUGGGGCGCGGGGGAGGCGAGGAGGCCCUCACAGACAUGGUGGGGAAGGGAGGUCUCUACGGCUGCCAAGACCCCAUGUGCUGGAGACGAAUGCGCGACCUGCACUGGGCGGUGGUCGAAGCUAAGGGGAGCGAGCGGAAAGGCCUCGCCAGGCUGGAGAAAUGGUAUCAGGAGGAGUUACCGGUUGCUCUCGCAGGACGGACAGAAAAGUAUUUGACCCAGGGCGAAGUGGUGAAGCUGAUGCAGUGGAAACUCACCCGGGGGAAGUUCCGUCCUCGUCUGCAGCAGCUGGUGGCAACUAACUCCCAGGAGACAGUGGAGCGCUGUACAAGGAAAGCUUUUCAGCUCCUCCCAGAUGUGGCAGCUGCCAUAACUGAGCUCAGCCAGCUAAAAGCUGUAGGACCAGCCACAGCUUCAGCAAUCCUGGCAGCAGGAGCCCCUGAGGUUGUGGCUUUUAUGGCAGAUGAAGCAGUGGAGUCCAUCCCAGGCCUCACCCCCAUUAAGUAUUCCCUCAAGCACUACAUCCGCUACCUGGACGGGAUCCAGCUCUGUACCAAGAAACUAAAUGAAGUUGACACAGAGAGAGGGUGGACUCCUCACCAGGUGGAGAUGUGUCUCUGGGCCUGGGCUGUGGCACAGAAAUUGUGUCCUGCGCUGCUGCAGAUGCUUUGCUUAGGAGAAGAAGAGGCUGGUGAGGAUGCCAGAGCCACAAAGAAACAAAAAACCAAAUGAAAUAUCAUCCCAGGCAGAGCCCCAACAAGCAUCUACACAUUUGCCUUCCAACCACAUGCCUAUGGUGGACUCCUUGGGGAUCUAAGUGUUGCCCUGGUUCUGGUGCACUGUGGGGGGGAAGAGAGAGAGAAAGAGGGGGAAUGAGAUGUUAAGUGAAUUCCUCUCCAGUCUGUUGCCCAAGCUGCAGAAACCUGUGUUCAAGACCCUGUCGUCUCCAGCCACUGGCUUUAUGGGUGUCCUGCUUCUUUCAAUGAUUUUUUAAUAAAACUUUGAUAGUUUUUUGUAGAACCACAUGGCCAG